AUGGCGCAUAAUAUAGAGAGUGAUAAAGGUGAUUUGAAUAAAAUAAAUAAAUUUAAUGGGAGAAUACUUAGAAAUAGACAAUAUAAAAGACCUUUACUGGAUCCGAGGCCGACAAAACGAUUAUUUACACCAGAAAUAAAAAGACAUCUUAAAAGUUGGCUUGUCAGAAGGAGAGAAAAUCCUUAUCCCAAUAGGGAAGAAAAAAUUGAAUUGGCUGCACAAACGGGUUUGACCUAUAUUCAGAUAUGUAAUUGGUUUGCAAAUUGGAGAAGAAAGUUAAAAAAUUCAGGGAAGAAUAUAAAUAAAUUCACGUGGAGUAAUUUGAUAAAAAGUUAUAACGAUCAAGCAAUGGGCAACGUUGAACAUUUAAGCAUAAGUUCAAACGAUAGCAUAUGGGACGAAACGGAUAUUGAUAAAUCAGAUAAAAAUCAAAUAAAACGUUAUUUACCCGAUAAUGACUAUCCAGAUGAUUGUCCGACAUUUUUUCGUGUCGGAGUGAAAAAUAAUAUUAAUAAUUGUAAUUUAUCAUGUUUUUCAAAACCGGAACAAACGAACAAGUCUGAUUAUCUUCCACAGUGUUUUCAAAUAAGUUCGACAAGCACCGAUCAAAAAAAUAUAUUACGUACGAAUAAUAAAUGUCGGUUGGGUAAUAAUAAUUCUUCAUUGUUGACAAAAUGGAAAAAAAGUGCCGCUCUUUUUCAACCUAAUAAAAAAAAAUAUUCCACCGUUGAAUUUAUACAAAAAAAAUCUAACGGUUUUUUAAUUAAAUUUGAUCAUUUUCACGGUAGGGAAGAACUUGACGCAGCAGAAGCUUUAACGUUUUUAUCGAGAGCGUCAUCAAAUAAUUUGUAA
Messenger RNA from Pediculus humanus corporis (human body louse), 852 nucleotides. RefSeq lists its product as uncharacterized. Gene Ontology annotation, cellular component: nucleus. The record is from RefSeq and is a predicted model, not a curated record. The coding region runs from base 1 to 852 and encodes 283 amino acids. The transcript is spliced from 3 exons. Gene Ontology annotation, biological process: muscle organ development; regulation of transcription by RNA polymerase II; cell development. Gene Ontology annotation, molecular function: DNA-binding transcription factor activity, RNA polymerase II-specific; RNA polymerase II cis-regulatory region sequence-specific DNA binding. NCBI's taxonomy places the organism in Eukaryota, Metazoa, Arthropoda, Insecta, Psocodea, Pediculidae.